This is a messenger RNA of Lobosporangium transversale, 510 nucleotides long. RefSeq lists its product as hypothetical. The annotation marks the transcript as partial. The transcript has a single exon. NCBI's taxonomy places the organism in Eukaryota, Fungi, Mortierellomycota, Mortierellomycetes, Mortierellales, Mortierellaceae. The record is from RefSeq and is a predicted model, not a curated record.
AUUGGUCUCACUGGAGGCGUGGGAGAUUUGCGGCACAUCAAAGAUAGUGACCAGAACCUUGAUUGUAGUGAUCGAGGGGACGAUGAGGAUGAUGAGACUCGAGUCGCGAAAGAACGAUUGGCCAUUGGGUCAUUAAACAUGGAUGAUGAUACGCCCGAGCUUCAAAAAUUAUCAUUGAACCAUAGUAACAGCAAUGGAUCAAGAGCUGGACGUUUCCUGGGCGACAAUCGAUCCUAUGUUCAUCAACCAGCCAUCAGUGGUGCAAGAACAAUAGGUGGUGCUAACUCUUCAACCAGGUCUCAACAGAAUGCAGUAUACAUGCCCUAUCAACAGCAGCAUCGGCCACAACAACAUCAACAAGGCCAGACACAGCCGCCUCAUCGUCUGCCAUUAAACUCUCCAGUAUCAUGGCCCUCUAACGAUCGAGAGUUCAAGCGCAUGUCAAAUUCUAAACUUGUCCUGGAACGAUCAUUUGACCCGAAUGAACAGGACAUCUUUGAUGACUACUAA